AUGGCCACAACCGACUAUAAAUUUGAAGGCUGGAUGGGCCUCGACCAGAGUGCUGCCGAUGGUAAGAUGGUUUGGCAGCAGUUUGAGCCUAAGCCGUGGGAGGAAACCGACAUUGACAUCCGCGUCACCCAUUGCGGUAUCUGCGGCUCGGACAUGCACACGCUACGCUCUGGAUGGGGUCCGACCAAUUACCCAUGCUGCGUCGGCCACGAAGUGAUCGGCACCGCUGUCCGCGUUGGCUCCCAAGCGGAGGGCAAUAUCAAAGUCGGUGACCGCGUGGGCGUUGGCGCCCAGAGUGGCGCAUGUUUGAACCGCAACGGCGACUGUGAAGCAUGUGCGUCUGGUCUGGAGCAGCAUUGCAACCGCCUGGUCGGCACCUACAACGGGACGUAUGCCAACGGUGGCAAGUCGUAUGGCGGUUACUCGACUUAUAGCCGCGUGCCCUCGCACUUUGUCAUUUCCAUCCCGGACGCUAUUCCCUCAGCUGCGGCGGCGCCGAUGCUGUGUGCCGGUAUUACGACGUACUCGCCGUUGAAGCGCAACGGCUGCGGACCUGGAAAGACCGUCGGUAUUGUCGGAGUUGGUGGACUCGGUCACUUUGGCAUUCUCUUCGCCAAAGCUCUUGGUGCCGACCGCGUCGUGGCCAUCUCGCGCAAGACCAACAAAAAGGCCGAUGCGCUGAAGCUGGGAGCCGACGCAUACAUCGCGACGGACGAAGAUCCAGACUGGAAUACGCAACAUGCUCAGUCACUGGACUUGAUCAUCUCGACCGUCUCGUCGUCCAAAAUGCCCAUUGUGCAGUAUAUCCAGUUACUGCGUACCCACGGCACUUUCAUCCAGCUUGGCAACCCAGAGGAUGGUGCCCUGGCGAUUCCCGCGGGUGUGCUGAUUAUGAAGGGCAUCAAGUUUGGUGGGUCUCUCAUUGGCAGCCCCGACGAGAUUCGGGAGAUGCUGGAUUUGGCGGCAGCGAAGAAUAUCCAACCGUGGAUUGAGGAGCGGCCGAUGAAAGAGGCCAACCAAACCAUUGUGGAUAUGGAAAACGGAGAUGCGCGAUACCGAUAUGUACUAGUAAAUGAAUGGUGA
Penicillium lagena is the source of this 1083-nucleotide messenger RNA. RefSeq names its product NAD(P)-dependent alcohol dehydrogenase. Bases 1 to 1083 code for a protein of 360 amino acids. Gene Ontology annotation, molecular function: alcohol dehydrogenase (NADP+) activity; zinc ion binding. Gene Ontology annotation, biological process: alcohol metabolic process. NCBI's taxonomy places the organism in Eukaryota, Fungi, Ascomycota, Eurotiomycetes, Eurotiales, Aspergillaceae. The transcript is spliced from 2 exons. The record is from RefSeq and is a predicted model, not a curated record.